AUGGGUUGGUUCGGUUCAGACAAGCCCAAUGCCCCCGAGGCACCAAAGGCAUCCGGCGAUGGUGGUUUCAUUGCGCCCGACCGCACAAAGCGUGCACACUGCUGGGAGGCUCGCGACGCUUACUUUGCCUGCCUCGACAAGAACAACAUCAUCGACAGCGUGAAGCAAGCUGAGAAGGCAGACAGUCUCUGUGCGACUGAGUCGACCAAGUUUGACCAGAACUGUGCUUCGAGUUGGAAGCGAAGAGUCAUGGAAUACCAGCGCGACCAGACACUUAAGAGACUACAAGGCGAAGGUGCCAGCGACAUUGCCGUUCAGCAAAAGUAA
This is a messenger RNA of Aureobasidium musti, 327 nucleotides long. The record is from the annotation of a GenBank genome assembly. NCBI's taxonomy places the organism in Eukaryota, Fungi, Ascomycota, Dothideomycetes, Dothideales, Saccotheciaceae.